AUGGAUCGUAUCUUUCGUGCAGCGAGCUCUGGCAAGCUGGACAAUCUGAAAGCCAUCUUCGAAGGCAGAGCCGGUAUUGACACUAGAGAAAUCAGCAUACAUCUACCAAAUGAAGAAGGUCAAUUCCUUAUCCACGUUGCUUCGCAGGAUGGCCAUACCGAAAUUGUGAAGUUCCUUGUCAAUCGAGGAGCUGACUUGGACCAAGGAGACAGGUACGGCAAUACAGCUCUACAUUAUGCUUCGUCGUGUGGCCAAUUGGAUGUGGUGCAGUAUCUCUUAAGCAAGGGCGCGGAUAUUGAAAAGUGUGAUGUGAAUCGCGUGAGGGCGCUUCACUGCGCUGCAUCUAAAGGUCAUCUAGAUGUUGCUCGUUACCUUAUCAGCGAAGGAGCUGAGAUUGAGGCUGCACAAAAGGACGGGAGGACGCCUCUUCACUACGCAUCUUGCUAUGGUCGCGGUGCUGUGGUUUGGUAUCUUAUCAGUCAGAGGGCACAGCUAGAUGUAGCAGAUAAUCAUGGUCGGACUCCUCUCCUAGAGGCUUCGUCCAAUGGUCACGUAAACACUGUUCAGUAUCUCAUGACGAAAGGAGCAGAGGUGGAGAAAAUGGAUGACAAAGGACGAACGGCAUUGCUAGAAGCAUCCAUCAAUGGUCACCUGAAAGUUGUCGAGUAUCUCCUUGACAAAGAGGCACAGCUGGAGAUAGAGGAUAAAGAUGGCCGAACACCUCUCUACUAUGCAUCACUCAAUGCCCACCUGGACACCGUUCAGUGUCUUCUUGACAAGGGAGCAACGCUUGAGAAACCUAAAAGGGAUGGUGUAACCCCUCUCAUUAAGGCAACAUGCAGCGGUGAUCUUCCUGUGAUAAAGUACCUGGUAGAUAAUGGAGCCAACCUCGAUGCAGUCAAUAUCAAAGACAUGUCACCACUGCAUUUUGCUUCAUCCAAAGGGUACCUUGACGUGGUUCAAUAUCUCGUUAGUAAAGGGUCACAGCCUGAUAAGGUGGACAAAGAUGGUUUGACGCCGCUUCAUUAUGCAUCAGCCAAUGGCAAUACCGAAGUUACCAGGUUUCUUGUAGACACAGGAGCAGAGACCGAGAAAGGAAGCACGACUGGUGUGACCCCUCUUCACUUUGCAGCUGCAGAAGGUCGUCUCGAUGUCGUUAGGUAUUUCAUUGGUGAAGGACUUGACCUUGAACGAGUGGAUGAUGCUGGUGAAACAGCUCUUCACAAAGCCGCAUCCAAUGGCCAUCUUGGUGUUGUCCGCCUACUCAUCCUAAAAGGAGCACAAAAGGAUGAAGGUGAUAAAGACGGCAUCACACCUCUGCAGAAGGCAUCUUUCAAUGGCCACCUGGACAUUGUCGUACUUCUCGUGUGUCAACAAGCGCAACUUGACAAAGGUGACAGUAAAGGACUAACUGCCCUUCACUGCGCAUCCGCCAGAGGUCAUCUCAAAGUUGUCCAGUAUCUCGUAAGCAAGGGAGCCAAAUUUGAAAAUGUUGACCACAAUGAUGUCCCUAGCCCAUUACAUUGCGCUUCCAAGCUUGGGCACCUGGAUGUUGUCAGGUUUCUCGAAAGUCAAGGUGCACUUCUUGAGAAGGGUGAUAGCACCUAGAUGACGCCUCUCCAUGUCGCAUCAUGUUGGAUAUCUCCUAGAUAAAGGGCACCGCCUGGUAAGAUCGACGAAUGCGGUACGACAGCGGCACUCGUGGCAUGCAAUGAGUUCACCUAGAAAUAGUUCGCCAACUGGUCAACAGAGGGGCCAAACUUCUCAGCAAAGAUGAUGACGGACUGACGCCACUUCUCCAUGCAGCAAUCAACAGCCAUCUAGAUAUUGGCCAGCAUCUGGUAAAUGGGUGUGUAGGUCCUAUCCAUAUAGUAACAACAGCGGAAAUAUUCUCUUCGCAUCAUUUCGGUGGCCAUCUUGACCUACUGCGGUACCUUUCUAGUCAAGAAGCCUACAUCGAGACUGGCAAUGACGAUGUCAACACCCCUGUACAUUUCGCAGCGGCUAAUUGCCAUACGGGAGUUGUAAAAUAUCUUCUCAGUCGAGGUGACUGUGCAGCUGGAAGCGAUUGAUAAAUCCCAAAUCAAUUUCAUGAGCCGCAUUUUUUUUCAAUAACAACAAUUAAAGCACGUUUUUAUUACACAUUUUACCAUAUAUAAUGUUUAGCAUGUAUACAUGUAAUUAGACACGAAAUGGACAAGUGAUUUGCAUUACUGUUGGAGGAUUCAAUAAAUCUUCAAACAGACGCCAAAUUAGUUGUUUGUCAUUUAAUAUAAGUUCAUUACUUUGCAACUUCUGAAGGUUCCCAUGGCGAAGAAGAAUAGUGUAAUAGGUUUCACGGUACAUGUAUUUUUCUUGAUCAAGAGUUUGGGUGGUCCUUUUCGGGACCAACACUUGCCCAAGAAAGAUACAUGGUGUACCGUGAAAUCUGCUACACUAGUUCAUUUACUUUCUUGUUAAUUUACUCACAAUUACUUCUCAGUAUUUUACUCCUCUACAAUUAGGCUAUUAGUGUUAAUUCUUUAUAUUGUGCUUUUUAAACCCCGACUCCAUGACGUCAUACACCUGCUUCAUGAUAGUAGUGGUUGGCUCGAUCAGCUCCAGCGCCUGCGCAGUGUCCUGUUUCAGAUAACUAUCAAUGAACUCCUUCCGGGUCGGCAACCACCUCAUGGCCAGACGCGCCGCCUGGCGCACGGCGAAGUUCACGUUAUUGCUUAGCGUUUUGUCAAAGGCCUGGCGGGACAGCUCGGAGCAUUUGCUCUCGUCGUUGCCCGCUGCCAAGGUGAUGAACAUCUCGAUGAAGAACUCGAUGUCAAAGUGCAUCUCGUGGAGGGCGCGGUUACCGGACAAGCCGCCGCGUUUGGACUUCCGUUUGAUGCCGUUCGCAGUUUCGUAGUCGAGGACGGCUUGGACGGUUUGGUAGUUGGC
This is a messenger RNA of Lytechinus pictus (painted urchin), 2928 nucleotides long. Its product is annotated as ankyrin repeat domain-containing protein 50-like. Gene Ontology annotation, molecular function: protein binding. Gene Ontology annotation, cellular component: cytoplasm; nucleus. The transcript has a single exon. The coding region runs from base 1 to 1608 and encodes 535 amino acids. The record is from RefSeq and is a predicted model, not a curated record. Lineage: Eukaryota; Metazoa; Echinodermata; Echinoidea; Temnopleuroida; Toxopneustidae. Gene Ontology annotation, biological process: regulation of barbed-end actin filament capping.